Messenger RNA from Urocitellus parryii (Arctic ground squirrel), 2658 nucleotides. It is a transcript of the gene Rab5b, whose product is annotated as RAB5B, member RAS oncogene family. Gene Ontology annotation, molecular function: GTPase activity; GTP binding. The record is from RefSeq and is a predicted model, not a curated record. NCBI's taxonomy places the organism in Eukaryota, Metazoa, Chordata, Mammalia, Rodentia, Sciuridae.
GGAGGGGCAGGAGGGUUUGGUUGAGCUGCAGCUGUUUGUCUGUUCGACACAGGCUCGGGCCCGACGGGGGAGACGGAGCCCCAGGCAGGUAAUGGAGUUAACCAGUCCGGGAACUGUGAGGUGAUAUCACUGAGGAAGAGAUUUGGGAAAGAGAAAUUCCAUUCCAGAAGGACUGUUGAAGCCUGGAAGUCCCCUCCCCUUUCCCCUCCCCCCUCUGCCGCUUUGUGGCAUCCCCCUCCCUCUGCCCUUUCCCAUUCUCAUAAUCUGGCCAUGACUAGCAGAAGCACAGCCAGGCCCAAUGGGCAGCCUCAAACCAGCAAAAUAUGCCAGUUCAAAUUGGUCCUGCUGGGGGAAUCUGCAGUGGGGAAAUCUAGCCUGGUGUUACGUUUUGUCAAAGGACAGUUCCAUGAGUACCAGGAGAGUACUAUUGGAGCGGCCUUCCUUACCCAGUCCGUUUGUCUAGAUGACACAACUGUCAAGUUUGAGAUCUGGGACACAGCUGGGCAGGAGCGAUACCACAGCUUAGCUCCCAUGUACUACAGGGGUGCCCAAGCUGCAAUUGUGGUUUAUGAUAUUACUAAUCAGGAAACUUUUGCCAGGGCGAAGACAUGGGUAAAGGAGCUACAGCGACAGGCCAGUCCUAGCAUCGUUAUUGCCCUGGCAGGGAACAAAGCAGACCUGGCUAACAAGCGCAUGGUGGAGUAUGAAGAGGCCCAAGCAUAUGCAGAUGACAACAGCUUAUUGUUUAUGGAGACUUCAGCCAAGACAGCUAUGAACGUGAAUGAUCUCUUCCUGGCAAUAGCUAAGAAGUUGCCAAAGAGCGAACCCCAGAAUCUGGGAGGUACAGCAGGCCGAAGUCGGGGUGUGGAUCUCCAUGAGCCUUCCCAGCAGAACAAGAGCCAGUGUUGUAGCAACUGAGGGGUGGCUAGCAGCAAACGAGUAUGGAGCUAGCACGAGAGCUAAGAAAUAACCUCCAUCCCCACCCCUCAGCACACAGCCCCUACGGUAACAGCACACUGAGCCCUGGCUCCCAAGGGCUGCCUCCUGACAGCUCCGUCAUGGCACUUUUUAACGCUUCAGCAACCAACACCAGGCAGCUGUUGCCACUGGCCUCCUACCCCCUACUCUGGGGUUUAGGGGUCAUAUCUCCCCAGGACUUAACUUCCAAAACAAACAUUCUUCACUUUGUAUUAUAGGUGCAAGACAGUGAUCUGAUCUUUCCUCCUCCUCCCCCUUGUUCUUUCCCAUAUUUGCAGAAAACAUUUUUGUCUCCUUCUCCCUUCUACUUUUGAUCAGUCCCUGUUUUUCAUCCUCUUUUCUUCCUCUCCCCAGGAUGGAGAAGGUAGUGAAUCCAUGAACUGGAGGGAGAUUUCUAGUUUAGUCAUAUUAAUGGCCCUGGGGAAGAGUAAAAGCUCAGAGCAAGAGGGAGUAAGGAAACAUUUCCUUUUUGUUUUUAUGGUUGGAGUUUCUCGUGUUUGAAAACAUUGCAGCAUACAUUAGUUGGCCCUGUGGAGGGUGUUCCUAGAUAGAGGUGAGAAUAGAGAGGCAAGCUCUCAGGUACCACGUGGGAGUCAUAUUGUUAGCUAAUUGGACAAAGUGGAGGUGAUGUGGCUCUGGAACUCUUCCAAGGCCCAGUUUCCUCACACCCAGCCUAUUAGGUAGCUUCUCCCCUAGAGUGGGGACUAGACCCUAGAGUCCUCCAAAGAAUCUUCACUGGUUGCCUGCAUCUUUGGCUCUGCUGUGAUCUAAUUGGAGGAGUUUCUGACACCUAUCCUCUGAUUUAUACAUAUGCAUUUUCCCCCAUUCCUCUGGCCUUUAGAUGGCCUCAGCCCUAGCCACCAUAUCCCCCUGCAGUUUGCACUUUAAUUAAUGGUAGUUCAGUCGGGAUACUUGUUUUAUGGGAGUUUUGAUUGAUUUACCUGCCCUCCCUCCUUUUUAAGUAAAUGGAAUCUGAAGUAUAUGAGGUUUGGGGAGGGGCUUUAGAGAACAGAACCAGUGGCAGCUACUCAAGCCCAGUCUCCACUGCUGGCUUCCUCCAACUCUUGAUUCUUAACCUAUAUUCUUGCCAACCUAGUUCGUGAGUAUAGGUUUGCCUUUCCUGGAGAAUUAACUGAGCAGUUGGGGAGUGGCCUCAGAGUAGCAUAGGCCAAAGUAGGGGAGUAAGAGAGGUCAGAAAAAAGGGAGUAGUUUUAUAUCCUUUCCCAGGGUUCACAUUCAAUUUGCUAUCCAUUACCAUGUCUUUUCUACUUCCUUGUAAAUAGGUAUAAUCUUUAUUCUCACUAUACACGUCUGUUCUAUCCCCUGCCUCCCAUCAGGAUCCCUUUUCUCCUUUGUUAGUAUCUUGAGUUUAGUUCCUCCAUCCUUAUCUCCAUACCUACCCUCCCCAACCAAUAGUUUAAUCCACAUACCACUAGGGGCUAGUACCACAGAGGCCUGGUUAUGGUCCCUUCAUAUCAUACCACCUGUUCCUAUGGACAGGAAGUGACUAGCACUGAAUGUGCCUCACAGCUGUCUCACAUCAUCAGAGGACCUUGGUCUUUUCUAAACUCUAAUGUCUCUUCACAUCCCUCAUCAGGUGUUUUAGAUGUCUGUGGGAAGCCAUCAAGGCAAGGGAGAACUCUAAGUUCUUUCUUGUUCUGGCCUAGAGUUUUGGAGAAA